CAUCGCGUAAUGUAAAGGACUCCAGUCGGGUCGCCGCGGCUCACUGAGAUAUGAGAGUUUCUCCCCGCGCGCGCUCACAGACCAGCCACGCGCUGCUUCUACAGCAGCUUCACAGCGCGAUACCAACCACUCGUCCGGGACAGAAGCAUUAAACCCCGAAUUAACAAACGAAGAGUGUUUAUUUCGUUGAUAUUCUCUGGGUCUGAGGACCAGAUUGGUUAACAAAUGCUGUUUUGAGGACAAUGGCCCCUAGCUGAAGGCAGUGACGUCAAAAGACUGAGAUGGAGUUAUCCUCAAUAGACGCCUCUGCUGCACUGGGUAUAUGGGGCAACAGCUCCAUUCCCAGUUUCCUCCUCAAUGAGACUAUUCUUAAUGACACCUGCCUCUUCAACACAUCAAACUGCACCAAUGCUACAGAAAAAGGCAACCGAUCAGGAACAAGCAUGGCUGGAAUCCUCAUCCCUCUUAUAUACAUAAUCGUCUGCAUCGUGGGCUUGGGAGGAAACUCUCUGGUCAUCCACAUUGUCCUGCAUUACUCAAAGACGGAGUCUGUGACUAACAUCUACAUCUUGAAUCUCGCUAUAGCUGAUGAGCUUUUCAUGUUGGGCCUUCCGUUCCUUGCUGUGCAGAAUGCCAUGCACUCGUGGCCCUUCGGAUCCUUCACGUGCAGGCUGGUAAUGACCGUAGAUGGCAUCAACCAGUUCACCAGCAUUUUCUGCCUCACCGUGAUGAGCAUCGAUCGCUACCUGGCUGUGGUUCACCCUAUCCGGUCUUCGAAGUGGAGGCGACCGCAAGUGGCCAAAGCAGUGAACGGAACGAUCUGGGCGGUCUCAUUUUUGGUAGUCCUGCCUGUGGUGAUUUUCGCCAACGUGCAACGAGAGGGAGGAAUCUGUAACAUUAUAUGGCCUGAGCCGACCAAAAUCUGGGGGGCGGCGUUUAUCAUCUACACAUCCACCGUUGGGUUUUUCUUUCCCUUGCUGGUCAUCUGCAUGUGCUACCUUCUUAUUGUAUUCAAAAUUCGUAGUUCAGGAAAGAAAGUUCACGCCACUUCAACCAAACGUCGCAAGUCGGAGCGAAAGGUCACACGGAUGGUGGUGAUAGUGGUGGCUGUGUUUGUUUUUUGCUGGAUGCCGUUUUAUGCCCUCAACAUCAUAAACCUGGUGGUGUCGCUGCGCGACGAGCCGCAAGGCCUGCAUCUUUUCGUGGUGGUGCUGUCUUACGCCAACAGCUGCGCCAACCCUAUCGUGUACGGCUUUCUCUCUGACAACUUCAAGCGCGGUUUCCGCAAGGCUCUGUGCCGCUCCUCGCGGAGGGUGGAAAACCACGAGCCCACAGAGCAGCAGCGUCAGGAAGAAAGAAGAAGGGUGCUGAUGCCCAGGGAAAGCCUGAGGAGAGCAGUGAGAGAAGAAGAAGAUGAGGAAGAAGAUGAGGACAGGGAGGAAGUGACAGAGAUGACGGAGAUCUGCAAGAUUACUCAGAACGGAAACGGAAGUGGACAACCCGAAAGCACCCGUGCGCUUUUCACAGAGAGACCCUCAGCUCCGGGGUUUGCCGAGACGGCUUCGCCAGGCAGGAGGGACAUGGACGGGGAAACCACUGGAAAAGUGGCAGGCUUUGGGCCUGCAGCAACCCUGCAGAACGGGGCUAAAAACGGUAACGUGAAAACACUGCCAGAGGAACCAGUGGAAAAAAACACCUCACUGGAGAUCAGCUACUUGUAGAAUAACUGGAUUUAUGUCAGCUGGAAGAACAGUAUUAUUGUAAAUGCAUCCCCUGAGGCUUCUUCAAAAGAGCCCUGUUAAAAUUUGUAGGUAUUUUCUCUCCUGGCUUCUUUGAAAUCCUGUUUCACUUUUUGAAUGUAUCAAGAAAUCUAUAUUCCAUAAACAGAUUUAAUACUAUGGACACUAUUAUAGUUUUGCAAACCGUCACAGUGGUUUUCACGUUAUUAGUCGAAUUUGCCAGACAAAACAUUUGUCAGCAGCAGCAUUCCACAGUGAAAGUACAAACGAUAUGUGAAGUCUUCAUGUGCCUUCUAAAUUUAUUUAGGGAGCUUUAAUCAAUUCAAUGAAUUUCAGGCUACGACUGGGCACCGGAUAAAUGAGAUCUGUAGCACAUUACUGUAAUAUGCGAUAAACUAAUUGAGAAGAUAAUCAUUUUGUACACAUGUAAACAAAGGUUAAUAAUUGCCUACAGGCAAUUUGUAAUUGAUAUAUUCCUAUGGUGGUUUGUAGUUUUCUGUAAAUGUCUUUUUAUGUACUUUUGCCUUACUUGUAAAGUAUUGUACGAUAAUAGAAAUGUGUUGUAGCAUCUGCAACUCAGUUGAAUGUACAAUUUAAGUUCUAAAUGCAGGUUUGGGCAGAACCUAAUGAUCUGGGUCCUGUAAAUCUUUUUUCCAAGUGUGUAAGCAGUCACCUAACAACAGCUUGCCUUUCCCUUACCCCAA
Triplophysa rosa is the source of this 2443-nucleotide messenger RNA. RefSeq names its product somatostatin receptor 3 (gene sstr3a). Gene Ontology annotation, molecular function: somatostatin receptor activity; neuropeptide binding. The record is from RefSeq and is a predicted model, not a curated record. Gene Ontology annotation, biological process: neuropeptide signaling pathway. Bases 282 to 1721 code for a protein of 479 amino acids. NCBI's taxonomy places the organism in Eukaryota, Metazoa, Chordata, Actinopteri, Cypriniformes, Nemacheilidae. Gene Ontology annotation, cellular component: membrane; neuron projection. The transcript has 2 exons.